This is a messenger RNA of Mucor mucedo, 1095 nucleotides long. RefSeq names its product nucleotide-diphospho-sugar transferase. Gene Ontology annotation, molecular function: alpha-1,2-mannosyltransferase activity. The record is from RefSeq and is a predicted model, not a curated record. The transcript has 4 exons. Lineage: Eukaryota; Fungi; Mucoromycota; Mucoromycetes; Mucorales; Mucoraceae. Bases 1 to 1095 code for a protein of 364 amino acids. Gene Ontology annotation, biological process: protein N-linked glycosylation; protein O-linked glycosylation; cell wall mannoprotein biosynthetic process. Gene Ontology annotation, cellular component: membrane; Golgi apparatus.
AUGAGGUGGUUUAGCGGAAAGGUAACUCCCUAUGUGUUUAUGACGGCAGGUAUAAUACUGGUGAUUAUGUCUAUUCAAACCUUCUUCACCAUCAGUCAUACAACAUCGACACAGGAGGUCAUGUCACCCAUGAGUGACAAUGCCCCCAUGAAGGCUUGCUUUGUUGUGCUUGUACGCAACAGUGAAUUGGACGGUAUUGCUACUACUAUUCGAGAAAUUGAAAGCACUUUCAACAGCAAAUUUGACUACCCCUAUGUCUUUUUGAACGAUGAGGAGUUUACUUCAGAAUUCAUCGAAACCACUUCCGCCCUAACCAAAUCGGUGACGAAAUAUGGCAAAGUCGAUAGUCAAAUGUGGGGUUACCCAAAUUAUAUCAACCAAACUUAUGCUGCAGAAUGUAGAUCUCAACUGCAACAACAGGGUAUACCUUAUGGGGAUAGUGAAUCAUACAGACAUAUGUGCAGGUUCCAAAGUGGCUUUUUCUUUAGACAUCCCAUGUUGGAUGAAUACGAUUACUACUGGCGUAUCGAACCUUAUGUCAAUUACUACUGUGAUAUUGAUUAUGAUGUAUUUAAAUAUAUGAGAAACAAUGGCAAGAAAUAUGGAUUUACUAUUGCAUUCAGAGAGUAUAUGGCUACUGUACCUACGCUUUGGCAAACUGUUAUGAAUUUCCGCAAAGAGAACCCUGAAGUAGCCAGUCGCUGGCCCACCAAGAAAGAUUCGUUGAUCAACUUUGUUAGUGAUAAUAAUGGCGACAGUUACAAUGGAUGUCAUUUCUGGACUAACUUUGAAAUCGCUUCGUUGGAACUCUGGAGAUCAAAUGAUUAUUUAAAAUUGUUUAGCUACUUGGAUCAACAAGGUGGUUUCUUUUAUGAACGUUGGGGCGACGCACCAGUACAUUCUAUUGCUGCCUCGUUGAUGCUUCGCAAAGAUGAGUUCCAUUUCUUUAAUGAUAUUGGUUAUAGGCACACUGCCUAUACCCACUGUCCCAGAGAGCCUGAAUUCAGAGACAAGUGUUCCUGCGAUCCAGCUAGCGAUAUGGACUACAAUGAUCCCAUAAAUUGUUUUGCCGAGUUCAAAAAAGCAUUGAAUUAA